AUGCAGCGGCGCUCUACUAAUCGCAUAUCUGGUAUUGAAAAGAGUGAUGGUACUUGGACAUGUGAUCCUAUCGAGGUUCAGUCGGAAUUCAAACAGUUUUUCUCUAACCUUUUCACUGCUAACCCUAUACUCAAUGUCCAAGAUACCGUGCAAGCUAUCCCCCAUAAAAUUACUGGUGCUAUGAAUAGAUCUUUGAUAGGCCCUGUGACAGAUUUGGAGGUUUUUUCUGCCCUCAAAGGCAUGGAGCCAUCCAAAGCCCCUGGUGUUGAUGGUCGACAAAUCUCGGAUAGUGUUUUGAAUGCGCACGAACUGAUGCACUCGCUCAAAAAUUGGUAUUAUGGCAAAAAGGGCUGGGUUGCACUAAAGUUGGAUAUGGUGAAAGCCUAUGACCGCAUUGAGUGGCCUUACUCGGAGGCAGUGUUACGUCGAUUUGGUUUUGAUGAACAAUGGAUCCGGUGGGUUAUGGCUUGUUUGACUUCUGUCUCAUUUGCUACUGUUAUUAAUGGCAAUAAGGGCGACCUUUUUUCCCCGUCCAGAGGUAUUCGGCAAGGCUGUCCCCUUUCCCCAUAUCUCUUUAUUCUGUGCGCUGAGGACUUCCAUUAUCUUAUUCAGAAGGAGAUUGAAGACCAGACUCUUCGAGGGAUUAAGGUGGGUUUACAUUGCCCUCCGAUUUCCCAUCUUUUUUUCGCUGAUGACUCCAUUCUUUUCUGGGAAGCUUCAGAUGCUGGUUGUCACGCUAUUGAGGACAUUCUCCGCAAAUAUGAAGGUGCUUUUGGACAGAUGGUAAACAAGGCGAAAUCUACUUUGUUUUUUAGUCCAAAUAUGCCCAACGAUGUUAAACAAGGGAUUUCCAACUUCCUGAAUAUCCGAAUUGAGACUCAGGGAGGCAAGUACUUGGGGCUACCGUCCAUUAUUGGCAAAUCCAAAACGGAAGUUUUUAAGUAUGUUUCUGAUCGUGUUUUGGACAGAUUAAAAAGUUGGAGAGACUCGACAUUGAACCCUGCUGAUAAAGAGGUCAUGAUUAAAAAUCUUAGUUGUGCUAUUCGUAAAUUCUGGUGGGGGGCAAAAGAGAGUGAGAAUAAGAUUAGUUGGGUCCGUUGGAACAAGUUAUGUGAGCGGAAGUCAAAGGGAGGGCUGGGUUUUCGUGAUAGUCAUGCUGUUAAUCUUGCAUUCUUAGCUAAACAAGGUUGGAGGUUACUUCAAGGGCCUCGUUCUUUAUUCCAGCAACUUUUCAAAUGGAAGUACUUUCAUAAUUUAUCCUUUUGGGAUGCCCCUUGUCCUAAUGCUGCUUCUUGGGCCUGGAGAAGUAUUGUCGCUGGCAGAACUAUCCUUAAGAAGGGGUGGCGAUGGAGUGUGGGUGAUGGGUCUUCUAUUGAUAUUUGGAAGGAUCCGUGGCUUCCUCGGUCCUUAUCUUUUAAGACUCUUAGCCCUCCCCCAUUGGCGGAUUCCCCUUUUUAUGAUAUCAACCGAGUGGCUGAUCUUAUUGAUGAUGAGACGCACUGGUGGAAUUUUGCUUUGAUAAAGUCUUUAUUUUCAAAUUUAGAUGUGGAAUCUAUUCUCUCCAUUCCGAUAAGUUCUCAAGGAAUUAGGGAUAAAGGUACGUGGCAUUACACUAGCAAUGGCUCUUUCUCAGUAAAAUAUGCGUAUCAUUUGGCUAUGAAUAGCAUUUUUUUACGGUACUCCCGUGAAAGGGGGGAAUCAAGCUCAGGUGAUGCUUUGAACCCCCUCUGGAAAUCUCUUUGGUCUGUUCCCAUUCCUAAUAAGAUUAAGAUGUUUAUGUGGCGUUGUUCUCAUAAUGCUAUUGCUGUCAUGUAUAAUCUGCAUCGGAGGAAUGUUGAUGUUCUUCCAUAUUGUCCUCACUGCCAAUCACAUGUUGAAACCCUUGAACAUAUGCUCUUUCAAUCGUCUGGGCCAAAAAAGUCUACCUUAGUCUCUGCUGAUCCAUUACCGGUUCCUAAGUGGUGUUUGCCUCCUGUUGGUAUGGUCAAGAUUAAUGUAGACAGUGCUCUUUGUAAGGAAAAAAUGAUUGUGGGUGUUGGUUUGGUGGCCCGGGAUUAUCUGGGACAAAUUUUGGGGAUGGCUUCUAUCCCUUUCACGGGUCUGCUAGCUCCUCGUUCUGUCGAAGCUAUGGGGUUUUGGGAAGCAAUGGUUUUUGCUGCCACUAACGGUCUAUCACAUGUUAUUAUUGAAGGAGACUCACUUGAAGUGGUCCAAGCUCUUAUGCAAGAAGGAAAGUCUUUCUCUGAUUGUAGCUCGAUUCUCUCAGACUGUAUUGACCUAUUACCUCUAUUUUCUUCUUGUCGAUUUACUCAUGUUAAACGUUCUUGUAAUAGGGUUGCCCAUUCGUUGGCGAAAAAAGCCCUAUCAGGUGCUAGAUUGGUUUCCUGA
Molecule: messenger RNA, 2388 nt
Organism: Rhododendron vialii
Lineage: Eukaryota; Viridiplantae; Streptophyta; Magnoliopsida; Ericales; Ericaceae
Exons: 4
Coding region: 1-2388 (795 amino acids)
Molecular function (GO): nucleic acid binding; RNA-DNA hybrid ribonuclease activity
Source: RefSeq, a predicted model, not a curated record